Molecule: messenger RNA, 456 nt
Organism: Bipolaris oryzae ATCC 44560
Lineage: Eukaryota; Fungi; Ascomycota; Dothideomycetes; Pleosporales; Pleosporaceae
Exons: 1
Biological process (GO): positive regulation of mitotic metaphase/anaphase transition
Cellular component (GO): anaphase-promoting complex
Source: RefSeq, a predicted model, not a curated record
CAGACACGCGACUCAACAGCCACAUACCUCCACAUGCACGCGUCGCACCACGCCGACCUCCUCGAACAAUUCACAAACCUGACCUCCUCCCAACUCUCCCCAGAAGACAUAUACAUCCCCCCACACCUCCAGCCCGUAAAUCCAGAAGACGAAGACGACGUCGUGCCAGACCAGCACGCCGCAUUCGGGAUCCAGCGCGCGACGCAGGCGAAGAAGGAGCCGACGUGGCGGGAUCUGGGGCUGGACGAUUUGCUGAGACGGGGGCCAGCAGGGGAGGCGAGGACGGGUGGUGCGGCGGGGGUGGCAAGCGGUGGUGUGGGUGCGAGGGCGAGUGAAGAGCCUGUGAGGUUGGCGUUGGCGAGGCAGCCUGGGCCGAGGUCUGGGGUGAGGGUUGUGCAGAGUGGAGGUGGGGUGAGUAGUGCAGGUGGUAGUGCUGGGAAUGGGCUACCACGCUGA